AUGGCGGAGAAGCGGGUGGACCCUGAGGACGGCGUUGCGUACACCUGGGACGAACUCAGCCAGUUUUACAAGGGGAAGUACAAGAAGAAGGAGAUCGAUGCCUACUGGGAGACUUGCAAGCCUGCAAAGAGGGCCAAGUCGAAGUCUAAGGCCGAGGCCGAGCCAAAGGCCAAGACGAAAGCGAAGACCAAGGGCAAGGCCAAGGCCGAGGCCGCGGAGCCUAAGGCUAAGGCCAAGGCGAAAGUGAAGGCCAAGGCCAAGGCGGAACCGAAGGCGAAGGUGAAGGCCAAGGCUAAGGCCAAGAAGGAGACCAAGCCUUCUGGGAAUUUUAAGGUCGUGGUGUGCGGCGGCUGCGGCGGAAUCGGGCAGCCGAUGGCCAUGUUGAUGGCGAUGGACAGGAACGUCAAGGAGCUCUGCAUCUACGACUUGGACAUCUCUCCGAUGCCACCAGCCGGCGUGGCGCAGGACUUGAUCCACCUCGAGAGGAAGUGCACGGUGAAGGGGUACGUCGGGAAGGUGAACGAGCCCCCGGUGAACUUCAUGGAGGAGCCUCUCACGGGGGCCCACCUCGUACUCAUCCCUGCAGGCUUGCCGCGCAAGCCUGGGCAGACCCGCGACGACCUUUUCAAGGUUAACGCGGACAUCGCGAAGGGCAUUGUCGAGGCCUGCGCCAAGUACUGCCCCGAAGCCGUCUUGGCGAUGAUCGUCAACCCCGUCAAUUCCAUCGUGCCCGCCAUGGCGGAGCUCUACAAGAAGAAGGGCCUGGACCCCAUGAAAAUCAUCGGCGUCACGACGCUGGACGUCGUUCGUGCCAACAAGUUCGUGGGCGAGGAGACGAACAAGAACCCGAACUUCAUCAACGUGCCGGUGAUCGGUGGCCACGCUGGGGCGACCAUCCUGCCUGUCUUUUCACAGGACAAGGCAGGCAAGCUGCUGCCGGCCGAGAAGGUGCCAGACAUGGACAAGCACGUGCAGGACGCCGGCACCGACGUAGUGAACGCAAAGAACGGCAAGGGCAGUGCCACGCUCUCCAUGGCGUACGCGGGGGCCCGGUUCGGCUCCGCGAUCCUCUCGGGCCUCUCCGGGAGGAAGCGCACGGAGUGUGCUUACUGCGCGUCCACGGUCACGGACCUCCCUUACUUUGCACAGAAGGUGAUCCUCGGCCCUACCGGGAUUGAGAAGGUGCUUCCGCUCGGGGAGCUCAACGAGCACGAGACGAAGCGCUUGGAGGAGGUGAAGACGCAGCUGAAGGGCGAGGUCGAUACUGGGCUGAAGUACGCGGAGGCCAACUCGCUGGCAUGA
Molecule: messenger RNA, 1302 nt
Organism: Prorocentrum cordatum
Lineage: Eukaryota; Dinophyceae; Prorocentrales; Prorocentraceae
Source: the annotation of a GenBank genome assembly